Molecule: messenger RNA, 924 nt
Organism: Heterobilharzia americana
Lineage: Eukaryota; Metazoa; Platyhelminthes; Trematoda; Strigeidida; Schistosomatidae
Source: the annotation of a GenBank genome assembly
AUGACGCACUGUUCUAUGUCGGAAAUAAGUGAACAAGGUUUGUGCACUUCUUCAAUAGAGACUACGCAGAUGAUGUCUUUCACUGAUGAACGUUUUAGCCAAAAUGCCAAUGUGUGCAAAAUCGAAUAUACUCACUUUGGUGAAUUUUAUGUUUGCACAUUGUGUAACGUAAAGUGCACUGGAAGGAAACCCUUUCUACAGCAUAUAUAUGGAUCAGUUCACAAAAGGAACUCCAAUUCAAACACAUUUUUCGGAAAUGAAUGCAACGCGAACUUGAACUCUCUUGAGCAGUACGUCCCACAUUGCAAUGGAUUGGGACAUGAACGGAACGUACUUCCAUCCUCUGAACGUUUGACUUCUGGACAAGGUUGCACCCAGCAAGGAUCUGUUGGAGACAAUGACGCUUCCUACUUUUGUACACCUUGUAGUCUUCAGUGUUCUUCUAAGAAACAACUGGAUUGUCACUUGUUAGGUAGGAAACAUGUAAGACGGUGCAGCAGACAAACAGCGUAUUCGCCUGUUCAGCGGUCGGACAACGUUGUGUUGCAAUCACAAUCGAAUCAGCUUGUUGACCUAGUGCAAGAUUUUUCACAAAUGCAUACUUCGAUGGAGUCAGCAGUUGGAAAUUCGAACAACUCAACUAAUGCAGAAAUGGUUCCCUUUAUUAGAAAGAUCACAGAACUUGAGUCGAGACUCAUAUCAACGACUGGUGUUUCUCUGGUGUUUUCAUCACUGUCAUUUUGCUCACUUCCUCCAUGUCAGCAACAAAUGGACACAGAUGACGCAGUCAGAGCAUCUCUUCAACAAAGCACUUGUGACUCAUAUGAAAGCGAACACUUUUGUAGACACACUGCUUGUGUCUUAGUGCGAUCAUUGCAGUUUUAUGAAAAGAGUCUAUGUGAAAAUCUUGGUGAUCGAGAUUGA